GCACUGCACCGUUCACAAUGAAAGUCCCCCUCAAGAGACAAUUCAAGAUGAGCCUGCUGGAUGUCACCAAGAUUUUCUCCCUGCUCCAGCCCAGCGAAGACGAAGACGGGGAAGGAGAAAGACAAGAGCUGAGUCUCGCCGUGUCCCAGGACAGCUACCAGCUGUUGGACCAGCUGUUGCACCAAGAGAGGUACAAACGGGUCAUCAACAGCCGGAGUGGCUGGGGGGUGCCUGGCACUCCCCUGCGCUUGGCAGCCUCCAAGGGCCACGUGAGGUGUGUUGAGGUGCUGCUGGCCCACGGAGCUGAGGUGGACAGCUUGGAUGUCAAGGCCCAGACGCCACUGUUCAUUGCCGUCAACAAUGGGCACCUUGGCUGUGUGAAGGCCCUCUUGGCUGCGGGAGCCAGUCCUUCCGGGAGCAUCCACAACAACUGCACUCCGCUGCUCACAGCCGCACGGGAGGGAGCCCUCGAAAUCCUGCAGGUGCUCUUGUCGCACGGGGCAGAGCCUGACGUCAAAGCCAGAGUCCCAGAGUGGGCAGCCAACUCGGUGGCCUGCUGUGGACCUCUGUAUUUGUCUGCUGUCUACGGACAUCUGGAGUGCUUCAAGACCCUCCUGCAGUACGGGGCUGAGCCCAACUACAACUGCCGGGACAGGAACAUGGUCUCCCGAAUUAAGCACCCGAAGACUCUCCUGGAGGUCUGCUUGAAGCACGGCUGCAGGGCAGAGUUCGUCAAGCUCCUCAUUGAUUUUGGGGCCAGUGUCUACUUGCCUGGCAUCACGCUGGAUAAGAGCUCGGCAAAUCCUGAAGUGCUUGAGCUGUUGGCCAGAGAAAGAGCGUUCCCCAAGCCCUUGAUGUCCCAAUGCCGACUGGCAAUCAGGAGGUUUAUGAAACUGGAACACCAUCCCAGUGCUGUGGAUCAGCUGGACAUCCCACUGGUGCUGCUCAACUACCUCAAACACCAAUUGUAACAGAAGAUCAACGCUGAA
Molecule: messenger RNA, 989 nt
Organism: Candoia aspera
Lineage: Eukaryota; Metazoa; Chordata; Lepidosauria; Squamata; Candoiidae
Gene: ASB12
Product: ankyrin repeat and SOCS box containing 12
Exons: 2
Coding region: 18-971 (317 amino acids)
Biological process (GO): intracellular signal transduction
Molecular function (GO): protein binding
Source: RefSeq, a predicted model, not a curated record